Priceomyces carsonii is the source of this 954-nucleotide messenger RNA. It is a transcript of the gene CAR1, whose product is annotated as arginase. Gene Ontology annotation, cellular component: cytoplasm; cytosol; nucleus. The record is from RefSeq and is a predicted model, not a curated record. The transcript has 2 exons. NCBI's taxonomy places the organism in Eukaryota, Fungi, Ascomycota, Pichiomycetes, Serinales, Debaryomycetaceae. The coding region runs from base 1 to 954 and encodes 317 amino acids. Gene Ontology annotation, molecular function: manganese ion binding; arginase activity.
AUGUCUGAAAUUGAACAAAAAUUCCAUCCAAACAAAAAAACUACUAUUGUCACAGCACCAUUCUCAGGUGGGCAACCAAAAGGUGGUGUGGAGCUUGGCCCAAGUUACAUCUUAAAUGCUGGCUUUGCUGAACAGAUCAAGAACUUAGGUUGGGAUGUCGAGGUUAUAGAACCGUUAGAAAGCAUUCAAGCAGAAGCUUCGAAGAGUGAUAAAAAAGAUAAGUUUGGUGUUAAAAACUCCAAACUUGUGAGCGAAGUUUGCAAGACGUUAUAUAACUCUCUCACAUCGGUGAAUAAUGCUGGCCGUUUACCAAUCACAGUAGGCGGUGACCAUUCAAUUGGUAUGGCAACAGUGAGUGCUAUGUUGGAUCAUAAUCCUGACACUUGCGUUCUUUGGAUUGACGCUCAUGCUGAUAUAAACUCCCCAGUAACUUCGGACUCGGGUAAUUUGCAUGGUUGUCCAAUGUCUUUCGUCAUGGGAAUUGAUAAAGACUCAUAUCCACCUGAUUUCUCUUGGGUACCUCAAAAACUUAAACCAAAUAAAAUAGCUUACAUAGGAUUGAGGGAUGUCGACGAUGGAGAGAAGAAAAUAUUACGGGAAAAUAACAUUGCUGCGUAUUCCAUGUACCAUAUCGACAAAUAUGGUAUUGCAAAAGUUAUAGAGAUGGCCUUAGAUAAGGUCAAUCCUAAGCGAGAGUUUCCGAUUCAUUUAUCUUACGAUGUUGAUGCAAUUGAUCCUUUUUUUGUGCCUGCCACAGGAACCAGGGUUGAAGGCGGUUUAACAUUAAGAGAAGGUUUGUUUAUUGCUGAAGAAGUUGCUCAAACUGGCUUACUUGGGUCCUUAGAUAUUGUCGAGACGAAUCCAUUGCUAGGCGAAAGUGAUGCUCAUGUUUUAGAUACAGUAAGUGCAGCAUGUGCAAUUGGAAGGUGCGCAAUGGGACAAACCUUAUUAUAG